Linepithema humile (Argentine ant) is the source of this 3883-nucleotide messenger RNA. Its product is annotated as synaptic vesicle glycoprotein 2B-like. Gene Ontology annotation, molecular function: transmembrane transporter activity. The record is from RefSeq and is a predicted model, not a curated record. Gene Ontology annotation, biological process: transmembrane transport. Gene Ontology annotation, cellular component: membrane. Lineage: Eukaryota; Metazoa; Arthropoda; Insecta; Hymenoptera; Formicidae.
CGAAAUGUAAAUUGAAAAAUAUAAGUACACCUCUGAUUAAAUCAUUGAUCGAUUCGCUGACAAAUAUAAAUUCGUUGGCGUUAUAUGUACAUAGUAAAUCAGGUGGUUGAAAGUAUGAGUUUACUCAAGUGAUAAAAUUGUUUUGCGAGAAAUUAAAAGAUCAGUUCAAGAAGGUGAUAGGGGGAGGGAAACGUCUUUGAAAGCGGAAUGAUUUCAUCAGCUUGCGCGUCAGAGAUCCUUUAAUAGAAUCUAUGCACGCUACAUAUAAUCAUUGUUAUCGAACGCUUCUUUCAUGACGGGUUAUUUAAAUGAGCUCUCGCUUUGAUGCGCGCGUAUCAAAAAUUAAGAAAAGUCUUCUGUCGAUUUGUGGAUUAUGUGUUAUGUGAUAAUUUUUUGAUAUUUCAUAUAAAAGAGAUUUUAUAUACAAUGGUGCAUAAUAACAAAUCUGGUUCCACUGAUGUGUCAGAGAAGAAGAAAAUCCAAGAAACACGGGAUUCGAUUAUAAUCGAAGAUGUGUCGAACACGAAAAUUGCGGAUUUUGAAAUGGCAAUCUCCGCCGCUGGAACCGGAAAGUUCCAGUAUCUCCUUAUUCUUGCGAUUAUCCCAGCUUCAUGGGCAUCGAGCAUAGAUACGGGUAAUAUGUCUAUGAUACUUUCAUCGGCGGAAUGCGAUUUAGGAUUGUCAUUGUUUAACAAAGGGCUUUUAAAUGCUGUCAUUUAUGUCGGUAUGGUGUUGAGUGGUUUCAUAUGGGGAUACCUCGCCGACGUUAAAGGAAGAAAAAAUGUUAUAUUUUACGGUUACAUGGCAGAUGGUAUCUGCAAUCUACUCGCAGGUUUUUCACAAAAUUUUGAGACGCUUGUGUUCUUCAAAUUUCUCAGUGGCUUUCUCGUAAGUGGACCACAUGCCACUCUUAUGGCGUAUUGCUCAGAAUUUUACGGCGCCAAAGGUAGAACGAAAAUUCCGCUUAUUGUCGGCUUCUCCGUUUCAGUCGGAUGUGUAGUUAAUGCAGCAUUGGCAUGGAUGGUGGUUCCUCAGUCAUGGUUAUUUGUCUUUUGGGACGGUGCCUUCGUUUAUAAUUCCUGGAGAAUAUUUCUGUCCCUCUGUGGAGUAUCGACAUUGUUAGGCAUCAUUUGCCUUUGCUUUUUCCCGGAGAGCCCCAAGUUUUUAAUGACACAGAAUCGUAAUGAGGAGGCACUCGAGGUUUUCAAGAGGAUCUAUAGUAUGAACACUGGUCUGCCUAAGGAUGAUUAUCCUAUACGUGCCUUGGGCGAUGUCAAUUUGAAUAAUACAACUACAACGCAAUCGAAUUCAUUAGAAUCUCAAAAGAGUACAAAGUCAUGCUUUAAGAAUGGAAUACAACAGAUGAAGCCUCUUUGCUCGAACCCACAUCUGUCGCGUAUUUUGUUACUUGUUACCAUACAAUUCGGUGGAAUGUUGUGUUUAAACACUCUUCGCCUCUGGCAGCCACAACUUUUUGCGACAAUACACAACUUUGACCAUCUUGACACUAAUAUAACUAAUCCUACUUUCUGUGAAAUAUUAGAUAUUUCGACAUCUGCUACAACGAUGUCUGAUUUAAAUAAAACUGUCGCGUUUGAAGAAAUAUCAAGUUGUGAAAAUAUUAUUGUCUCAGAUGCGACAUACAUCGACACUGUUAUUGUCGCAACCACUUCUAAUUUUAUAUUGUCUGGCAGCGUUUUUGUCAAUUUUCUUGAACACAAAUAUCUAUCACUCAUUAGCUACGGAUGCGCGCUUCUAUGUCUGAUAUCUUUAAUUUGGUCUACAAAUACAUUAACCACUCUUGUACUUACAUGCUUGAAUCUUGGAUUAUUGUGCUUGACUUUUAACGUCGUGGUUGGCGCAACUGUUUUGCUUUUUCCUACAUCUCUAAGAGCGAUGGCGGUGAGCAUGCAAAUGAUAGUUGGAAGAAUAGGAGCUAUGCUUGGUAAUCUUAUUUUCCCUAUCUUACUCGCGUAUGGCUGUGUAACACCGAUUAUUAAUCUUGCGUGCUUCACUUUGCUAUGCAUACUUCUUACGUAUUUCCUGCCGAGUACACGCAAGCACGCGGUGUAAAGAUUGCUGUUUUGCUAAGGAAACAAAGCGGAAUCUUAAGAAAUGAAUUUAAGAAGGCGCAUCAAUCAACUUGCUCAACUGACAUCAAGUUUCCAUCGUCACUCCUGAAAUAACGUUUACGUCUUUGAGAAACGCACGAUCGUUUAGCAGAGCCGAACCGGAGGCUCCAAGGACCUGGAUCGAAGCUUAUCGCGAACUAUGAUCGAACUCGUAUGAGGGCGGACAAUGGUCAUGCAUAUACAUGCACCACACAACGAAAGACUGCACGAGGCCUUGAGUUUCACUUUCGACACAUCCUGGAGAGCCCUCCAGCCUUCACCCACAUGCUCGCUCUCCUCUAUCCUCUCUUCGUGUGUGGACGCAGCUUUAUCGCCGAUCUUAGGACCUCGCCAUCUCCGUCGAUCGAUGUAAUAAAAUGUACCGGCGUACGUAAACUCGCGCGCACGUAGUAAAUCUACGCCUAACGGAAAAGCAAGGGAGCUGUGCAAGGAAAGCGUAAGUUGCCCUCAAGUGCAUUUGUAUGUUGUACUCUGUUUUCAACUCUUAACGAAUAGGUUUCUACUGGAAAUAUCUUGAAUGUUUUUGAAUAUACAAAUAGAUCAUAAAUUAUGUGAGAAACUGUGAGGUAUGUUGUGCUAUUUAUGUCGCCUUUACGUCAUUGUUUUAUGAUAUUUCGCGUGAAUUUAUAUUUUAUAAUCAAUGGGUGAUUUCGAGUAUUUAUCGCAGCAACUUAGCUAUUACAAGGUUUAUAAAUUGCUCAUAUUUUUUACCGGUACACGUGAACACUGUGAUACACCUUAUAAAAGUUAUUAUCUUAAGAUGACUAUGCGUAUUGAUGGGAAUAUACGUUUCGUAUACGUGCGUAUUUUAUCACCAUUGUGACUGCAAAAUCACUUGUUCUAUCGAACAACUAUUAUUCGUGCCUUUCGCACAAGUGUAAAAUGAAUGAACUAUUCAUAUCUCAAAUAUAUCGCUAAUAAGAGAAUUAUAUAAUUGUUCCUUUCUCUCGAUCGCAACUCGCAUUUCGACAGUUAGUAUGUGGAAACUGGAUGAAAGUAAUCGCUUUUAUCGCAUCGCGUUCACGCGGCAAUUACGCGGCGCGCGUUAUAUAAUUAAACUGCACGGGCGUUUAACUGCUAACGGAAACCACGUAGCGUUUCAUUAACAGCUAAAUGCGCGCGCGAGAGAGAUGCAGUUUAAAAUGCCCGCAACCUUCCUUACGGCGCUUUCAUUGUAUAAGGGCUCCGUGGCGCCCGAGACUGCAUUCCGCAUAAAUUGCGGAAGGGAACUAUGCGCUGCGAACACCACGCACACAUGUACCAGUCAGUGGAAAAACGUGUCUGCAUUUCUUCUGUCCGCUACGUCCACGCAAACAUCCAUCGGCGACCUAAUGUCUACAUUAAAAGUCGACACGUACUUGGGAACAUGCGUCGUAUCCGAACGACGAUUUGCACCUGCAACUACUUCAUCAACAGCUUCGUUUAACACCGAUAUAGAUUUCUGGUGUUGGUUGCACGAUCGAAAGUGUUGCGGCGGAUCUUACGGUAAUAUCACAUUUCCUUAAUGCAGCACAACUUUCGCACGAAGCAAAUAUAAUUAGCAUCCAAGGGAGAGAUUGUACUUUUUAUGCAACAUAACUGAAAAGGGAAAAAGUUUUAUUUCUUAUAUUCUAAUCCGCUACUUAUUCUUUUUACUGGAUAUUGAAAAGUAUCACGCACAAACUGGUUCUGAAGAAUUCAACUGGUUUUCUGUAUUUCGAAAAAGCUGUUUUAAUCGAACUAGGAAUAAUAAGAUUGGAUAUUCCACUGAU